CUCUGUCUUUGCGUGCGGUUCAGUUUUAGAAGUAGGAAGAAUCGUUCAAGUAGAGGCGAGAUCCGUGCGUUUUCCUUUUACCCGACUCGAAUACAUUUUUAAAUAAACAAAAAAAAAAUAUAUAAGAAAAGGAAUUCUUUAUUAGUUAAUGAACGCAGUGUACAACAAAUUCAAAUUAACAUUGAAACAUUCAAAAGCAACAAGAUAUCAAAGAGUGUUAAAGCAACAAAUAUAUAAUAGCCUUUUGUUUAGCAAUUGUGCAAUACCCGAAAACCCGAACAUAGAGAAACAGUCGAAAGAGUUUAAUACGCAUCAUAAAAGAAUCUCGGCAACAAAAAAAAUAUUAAAAAAGCAUUGUGCAACUAAGUAAACAAUUGUAAAAGCUUAAACAAAACACGCUCACCCACACACAUAUAGAAAUAUAUACACAUACUACAACAAAAUGAGUGUCUGUGAGAACAAGACCGUUGUGCAACAGCAAUUGCAACAACAGGCCGCCGCUGCUGUUGCGGCUGCCGCAGCCGCUGCCGUUGCUCAGCAGCAGCAACAACAACAACAACAGCCCACGCAAGUGGUGCCACAGCCGCAGCACAUGACGCCCCAACAACAACAACAGAGCACACAAAGCAUUGCCGACUAUUUGGCACAAUUGCUGAAGGAUCGCAAACAGUUGGCCGCAUUUCCCAAUGUCUUUACGCAUGUGGAGCGACUACUGGACGAAGAAAUUGCACGUGUUCGUGCCUCCCUAUUCCAGAUUAAUGGCGUUAAGAAGGAGCCCCUCACCCUGCCGGAGCCCGAGGGUGCUAUGGUAACGCUGAACGAGAAGGUUUAUGUGCCAGUGCGUGAGCAUCCAGAUUUCAACUUUGUUGGUCGCAUUUUGGGACCGCGCGGCAUGACAGCCAAGCAAUUAGAACAAGAGACUGGUUGUAAGAUAAUGGUACGCGGCAAGGGCUCCAUGCGGGACAAAAAGAAGGAGGAUGCCAAUCGUGGCAAGCCCAACUGGGAGCACUUGUCUGACGACUUGCACGUCCUGAUUACCGUCGAGGAUACCGAGAAUCGCGCCAAAGUCAAAUUGGCUCAGGCUGUCGCUGAAGUGCAAAAGCUGCUCGUGCCGCAAGCCGAAGGCGAAGAUGAGCUAAAGAAACGUCAACUUAUGGAAUUAGCCAUUAUUAACGGCACAUAUAGGGACACAACAGCGAAAUCAGUCGCAGCUUUCUCAUGCGUUGGUUCUCCUUCUGCUUCUGUUCUGUAUCCCGCAGUGUGCGAAGAGGACUGGCGCCGUUUGGUUGCUGCAUCGGAUAAUCGCCUGCUGACACCCACAUUGUCCGGACUGGCCACCCAGAUACGUAAUCCCGCCAGUGCACCGCUCGGCGCACCAUUGAUACUUAAUCCACGAAUGACAGUGCCGACAUCAGCGGCCAGCAUACUGUCCGCCCAGGCGGCGCCGACGGCCGCCUUCGAUCAGACCGCCCAUGGCAUGAUCUUUGCAUCGCCAUACACCGACUACGCGAACUAUGCAGCACUGACCGCCAAUCCUCUGUUGACGGAAUAUCCAGAUCAUAGCGUUGGUCGAUAUAUGCAUGCCGGCUCCGUCUUUUGAACUUUUUUUUGUUUGCGUGCACCAUGAAUUUAUUGAUUGAAGUCCAUAUAAAUUGUUAGUUUUUAGUACCAGCUUAAUCUGUAUAUGUAUUUAUGUAUGUACAUGCAUCGAUAUGUAUGUGCGUAUGUACAUAAAUGCAGCAAAAAAGAAGCAAGAUUCUGGCGUUGACAGUGCACAACACAGGACAUAUUCAAUAGAUAUUGAACGUAGUAAUACUACAUAUUUAACUAUAGCUACGUAUAUA
Drosophila navojoa is the source of this 1844-nucleotide messenger RNA. RefSeq names its product protein held out wings (gene how). Gene Ontology annotation, biological process: regulation of mRNA splicing, via spliceosome. Gene Ontology annotation, cellular component: nucleus. Gene Ontology annotation, molecular function: mRNA binding. The record is from RefSeq and is a predicted model, not a curated record. Lineage: Eukaryota; Metazoa; Arthropoda; Insecta; Diptera; Drosophilidae.